Molecule: messenger RNA, 2460 nt
Organism: Mya arenaria
Lineage: Eukaryota; Metazoa; Mollusca; Bivalvia; Myida; Myidae
Exons: 7
Coding region: 15-539 (174 amino acids)
Source: RefSeq, a predicted model, not a curated record
CUAAAAAGACAGGAAUGUGUUUAAACGGCUGUAAGACUGGCUACAUCGGAGCGUUUUGUCCUCAAGACGUUGGAAAAACAAAUGAAAGACAGACAUCAUUUUCGGCAGCACUUGGAGGGGGUCUCGGUGGUUGCAGUGCGUUGCUUAUAAUCAUUAUUAUCGUUGGAAUGUUUUGGUUUCGUAACAGGCGAAGAGCACACACAGAACUGGAUACUUUAGAAAACAAUGAUUCACUUCAUGAUGCACGAAGGGAUUAUGACACAGUCGACACUAAUCUUCCUGAGGUUGAACACAACGAUCUUAGGCGAAGGUCGAUCACGGAACACAAUUAUUUACAGAACAAUGAUAUAGUUCAAGAUGCUCGAAGAGAUUAUGACACAGUGGAUAUUAAUCUUCGUGAGGUUGAACUAAACGAUCUGAGGUAUGAGAUUCUUGAAGUAAAUGAGGUUGACACGAUGGAUCAAACAGCUGAUUAUUCGACCAUCCCUGAUCAAGAGAAUUACAUCAUUACAUACGAAAAUGUUAUUGGUGGACUCUAGUCAUUCAUUUUCACCCCGUAGACUAACAUCAGAGGACAGCGCUUCCAAAGCGGAUAGCAAUUCGCAUCAGUCCAAAGUAAAAAAGAUGCCAAUAAAACAGUUUAUUGCAGCAAAUUUAGUGUUAAUAUAAUUUGUUCAAUUAAUAUAUUAUUGUAAUUGUAAUACUUCAACAAAAUUACAAAAUGUUGACGAAAAAAUGAACAUAAAUCUUGUUUCAGUUAUAAAGUGUUCAAAUUAUAAAACAAACUCAAACGGUUUUCAAAUGUUAUUUUUUAUUCUGAGUCUUAAUGAAAACAGACCUAUUAAAGUAUAAUAUAUGUUGCAUUUGUCUUAACUUCCCAUUUUUCAUUUAAUACAAAAGACACAUCUUUUAGUUUAAUUCAUUGUUUCAUGUUUGUUUUAGAAAUGUUGUUACAAACAUUUAGAGUACAUGUACACAUGAAACAAGUACCACAUAUUGUUUUUUCCAUAUUCCGUUUCUCCUUUUACGUUAUUCUUUUAUAUGCAUUUAUUUAUUAUUAUUGUAUAUUUUUCUGUUUGUUUUAUAACUAUUUCAGGCUUAUUUAGUUCUAUACGUAUAUAUAUAUAACAUGAAAUAACCCUCGUGUGGAAAUAAAGAGAAUAUAUAUGUAUGUUUUAGAAAUGUUGUUACAAACAUUUAGAGCACUUGUACACAUGACACAAGUACCACCUUUUCUUUCCACUGUAGUUUGUUUGCUGUAAAUACAUAUAUUCAAACCCAGAGGUUAUAUUGCCAUUAUUAUUGUAUUGUAUCCGUAACAAAUUUCACACGCCGAAUAACCAAAAUACAUGACUAUAUUGAAGUUUUAUAUGACUAAUAAACAUUAAGAGGGGAAGACUAAUAGAGAAGAUUAUUAACCGCCUACAUCAAUCAACUCGAUCGUCGGAUUUUAGCGAUUGAUCAGGAGCUGACUUUGUUUUAAAUGAAAGAAAAUACAAGCUGAGAAAAUUAACUAUAAAUAGUUCCUUGACUCGUAUGGGUGUUAUAUAAACAAAUAGGUCAGUGUUUUCGACUUAAUAUAGCUAUUAUUCAUGGCGUAACGGAUGUACAAUUCGGAAUAUACUAUAAGAUUACAAUUAAAAUAACUCAAUAACAAUAUUUUCAUCUACAUAUUUGUAUUUACGAUAUACUACGUUUCAGACCUACAUUUGAACGCAAGCUGUAUGGUCUUUUCUUUCAAAUAAAAUAUGAUUGUAUAUAGUAUCUUCCCUUUAUAUUAGUAUGUGUUAAGUAACGCAGGAGCUAGUUUUAUAACAGGCUAUUUUGAGUAAGCGGAUAAGGCUUGAUGUCAUGCAAUCGUUAGUUGCAACCUCAUUGAGUGAAUUAAAUGCUUGUAUUCCACCUUUCAGACUGAUCCCCAACAUAUAUUCAAAUAUUGUAUAAUGUUUACCUUUAUGAUUAUGUCAGUGUUAUGUUAAUACGUUUUAUGUCUCUAGUUUAGUGUAUGUUUGGCAUUAACCUUGUGUUAUUUGAAUUUUAGCCAGUUUUAAAUUUGAAAACACGAAUGACAAUAAUUCACUCGACAUUUGUCCAUCACUGACGUUCCUAUUAUUUAAAAAUAGAAGUAACGACUAAGGUUUUGAAUAAAAUUGACCGCUAGCUUUGCAUCACAACUGGUAAAAAAACUUUUCGUAUAUGUUUGUAAUUGAUAUAUUAAAAUCAUAAUAAAAUGUAACACUAGGAGUAUGUAAUUUUUCGAUUAAAAUAUUGCAUAACGUAGUAGUGUACAUGAUGUAAAGAUGACUCAUUGUUUAAGCUAUAACUGAUAAUUGGUAUGACGUGAAUAUCAGCUUUGAUUUUCAUUGCAUGUACUUAUUUUAACUUAAUUUGAUGUCUGACAAUGUAAUAUUAGAAGUAGUUACAUCUAAAUGUUCACCAGUUACUUUACCGUGGCCAAUA